This is a messenger RNA of Fomitiporia mediterranea MF3/22, 816 nucleotides long. RefSeq lists its product as uncharacterized. The transcript has a single exon. NCBI's taxonomy places the organism in Eukaryota, Fungi, Basidiomycota, Agaricomycetes, Hymenochaetales, Hymenochaetaceae. The coding region runs from base 1 to 816 and encodes 271 amino acids. The record is from RefSeq and is a predicted model, not a curated record.
AUGAAAAGAUUAUCCCUGUCCCGGUUGUCAAAACGGACCUCACAUUCACACCAUAACUCUCAAGGAGAUACAGUGGAAAAAAUGAAGGAACUAGAGGCAAAACACAAGGAGGUGAAAAUGCUAGCAGAAGAGGUGAAAAACAAGGUGUGGGACUUGCUUGUAAUCGGAAACUCCUUUAUAGAUGAUUUUCAAGUAGUCAAUCGUGUCUUGAAAAAACUUCCAAUUAAGCUGCUUCCUGACGAUUCUGAUGAGAGCAGUGAAUUAGAGGGACAAGAACGAGUUUAUUUGAGUCAAAAACUAGCAGAAUUCAGGAGAACUUUCAUACUGCAAGCCAAACAUGAAAAACAAACACGGCCAGGUAUAAAAGUUACAGACCCAAAGCUGCAAGACUUUAUCAGACAUAUUGAAUUGCUCUGGCCAGAGUUUCAAAACAGUGAACACCUGAAAAUAGUUGUUUAUGCUACAAGAGAUGCAAGAGCUAAACUUUGCAACAUUGUAGCCAUGUUUAAUCGCGAUGGACCUUAUGCAGAUUAUCUACACACUAAUAAGGAAGGUCAAAGCCACAGGGAAAGCGUUGAAGCACUACGUUCACGUUUCUUCAGAGUGUCCUGUGAUGUUUAUUGUAAAUCAGCAACAAUACAAACACUGGAACAAGUACAGCAGGAAUUAGAAGCAGUCAAGGAUGAAGCCAAGAAUUUAAAGGGAGAAACAGAGAAGAAGAUAGUCAAACGUGAGUUAGACGAAGUUGACAAAUUUUUAAAGAAACCAGCAGAGUUGUGGAAGGAAAAGCAUCCUGAUAAGCCUUUGAAGAAAUGA